AUGAUCAAUAACGAUAAAAACAAUCGUAAAUCUUCAUGCAAAAAAAAUAUCGACAUACCAAUUUCCGAAAUCAUUUCGAUUCGAGAGCAGCUCCAAGUAUUUCCGUUACCAUACACUUGCGACGAAUUAUACGAAAAUGGCGAAGAAUUUUUAAAGGGAACAGACGGUGAAACUAAAAGACCACCUAAUUGCUACAUUUUGUUUCGUAAAGUAGCUAAUAUGCGUGCAGAAGCUAUGGGAAUUUCACAUAGUGAUCAACGUUAUUGGUCGGUGGUUACUUCGAAGAUAUGGAAAAUGGCGACCAAAGAGCAAAUGAAUGAAUAUAAGAAGCUUUCGGAGGAUGUUUGCAGCAAACACAAAGCAUUUAAUCCUCAAUAUCGAUUUAAGCCUAAUCGUGCCAAAGCUAAUUGGAAAAAUUUCGAUGCAAAAAAUUAUAUCCAUAAAACUUCUAAAAAGAGAAAGACCGGAAAAAGCCCAGCACAAACCGGUUCUGAUAGUAGAUUAAAUAUCUUUAGUCUGGAAGAAAGCAGUACAAAUUCAUCCACUACUUCGUCGUUUUUAACGUAUUUAUCUACACCGCCGCCGCUUAUGCUUAGUGAGUUGCAUUACGUUUAUGAUGCUUAUGCGAUAGAACAACAACAAUACAACCUGGCUGAUCUUGGCGAUCUAGAAAACUUUCGAUUACAAGAUUGUCCGUGGCAAGAACAAGAUGUUCUUCAAUUCCCAGUGCAGGAAUCUUUGUCUUUUCCCCCAAUGGACAUGAUAUCAUCAUAG
This is a messenger RNA of Ambispora gerdemannii, 774 nucleotides long. The record is from the annotation of a GenBank genome assembly. Lineage: Eukaryota; Fungi; Glomeromycota; Glomeromycetes; Archaeosporales; Ambisporaceae.